This is a messenger RNA of Engraulis encrasicolus (European anchovy), 2584 nucleotides long. RefSeq names its product toll-like receptor 1 (gene tlr1). NCBI's taxonomy places the organism in Eukaryota, Metazoa, Chordata, Actinopteri, Clupeiformes, Engraulidae. The record is from RefSeq and is a predicted model, not a curated record. Gene Ontology annotation, biological process: inflammatory response; toll-like receptor signaling pathway; immune response. The transcript is spliced from 2 exons. Gene Ontology annotation, cellular component: plasma membrane. Bases 150 to 2582 code for a protein of 810 amino acids. Gene Ontology annotation, molecular function: protein binding; transmembrane signaling receptor activity.
UAACCCCCUCUUUCACUUUGCACUAGUCUGUCUGGUUAAGCAGAGUAUAAAUGUCCGAGUUAAAACAGUUUUUACUUCUUUAACAGAUUAGGCUAUCAAUCAUCAUUGUCUAUAUUGGAUUCUUGAGAGAUUUGAUAUUCUUGGAUGUGAUGGAUUUCAUAUGGGCCCUCGCCGUCCUCCUGGGAUCUCUGCCCUAUUCUGACAACUCUGAUAUGAGCACCAUCGUUAUGGAUUUGUCUUCUCAGAACUUGACAUCUGUGCCAGAUGGGCUUCCUCCAGAAACACAGAAUUUGGACCUCUCGUGUAAUCAUAUUGGGGCUCUGAAGAGAAAAGAUUUUAAGCGAACCCCUCAACUGCAGUCCCUCAACCUUUCCAAUAAUGUGAUACAGAGUAUUGAUUGGGAAGUUUUUCUCUCCUCCCAAGACCUAAAGGUCUUAGAUCUAUCCCACAACAAACUCCGCAGCCUUUUAGACCAGCGCUACCUACAGCUGACUCCAAAUCUAGCAUAUUUGGACUUGAGCUUUAAUGACUUUGUUAACAUGACCCUUGAUUUUGAAUUUACAAAUCUUCAAAAGCUGGAAGAUUUGAAGUUGAGUUCAGAAGUUAUCCGGAAUGAAGACUUUGCAAGUAUAUCCAAACUGCAGUUAAAAAGUUUAAACCUCUUUGUGUCAAAUAAUACCAGUUAUGAGAUUGGGAGUCUGGCCAAUGUGACUUCAAAGAAGCUAAUUAUAUCAUCACAGUCAGACUGUGACCGUGCUCUCCUGAAUGAUGCAGUCAAAUCUUUCGCUGAGGUAAAACUUGUUGGCAUAGCAGUGGAUAAAUUUGAACCAGUGACAUGGCAAAGAGGGGCUAUUGAUGCCAUCAAACUGGAAUUCGGAAACACAUCAGCUACUUGGGAAGAUCUGACAAGUGUUGUCAAUAAUCUGCUCCGCUCAUCAGUAAAACAUCUUAGUUUCACCGGGUUAACAAUAACUAAGAUGGAUGGUUAUGGGGAAGUCGCCACAUUUUCCAACAUGGAAUCAUUAACUAUUCAACAAGCCAUUGUGACAGUCUUCCUGUUCUCACAGGAAAUGUUAUACGAUUUCAUAAUAAACACACCGGUCCAUAGUCUUACAGUGGCACAGACGCCAAUUGUCCACAUGACAUGUCCACAUAACCAAUCCAAGAUCCGCAUUCUGAACAUGGGUGACUGUGCUCUAUCUGAGAAAGUCUUCUCCAGUGGUAAGAUCGAGUGCAGCACCCUGAAAAGUGUGGAAACAUUGGUCCUCAAGGGUAACAACUUCCAGGAUUUCAAGCAGCUCAGUAGCCGAGUCAGUCUCAUGUCCUCAUUAUCCAGCCUAGAUUUAAGCCAUAACAAACUGAGCUAUCGGCGUGAACAGGGGAAUUGUUCUUGGCCUUCGAAUAUUACACACUUGAAUCUAUCCUUCAAUAGCUUUGACAGCUUGGUAUUUCUCUGUUUACCACAGAACAUUACAGAUUUGGAUCUGCAAAACAAUGGUAUCACUGCUAUACCAACCGACAUUUUCAAGUACAAGUCACUCAAAAAAUUUAAUCUGAUCAACCAGUACAAGUCACUUAAAGUUUUGGAUCUGACCCACAAUAGAUUUCAUAACAUCCCUGACUGCACAGCUUUCCCAAAUCUCCAGACAUUGCUGCUCCGAGGAAACUCCCUCCAGUCUCCAUCCUUAGACUUUCUGAAUACAUGCCCUAUGUUGCAGUUUUUGGAUGCCAGCCAUAACUCCUUCAUCUGCACAUGCUCCUUGAGGGAAUUCACAUCCAUACUGGGGAAGACCACCACAGCACACAUCAAGUUCCUACAUUGGCCCAGGGGCUAUCACUGUAGCUACCCAGAAGAUAGACAUGGAACACUCCUGGAGGACUUCAGCCUUCCCCCUGUGUCCUGCAGUGCAGCUCUCCUAGCGACCACCAUAUUGGUGCCAGCGAUCGCCCUGGUGAUUGCGGUUGCAGUGCUUUGUCGGCAACUGGAUGGCCCGUGGUACAUGAGCAUGAUCUGCCAGUGGGCGCGUGCCAAACACCGGGGAGCUCGGAACAAGGACAAACCAGAGGACCUGCAGGGCGUGCUUUUCCACGCCUUCGUGUCAUACAGUCAACGGAACGCGGAAUGGGUCAAAGGUCAACUCAUCCCCAGACUUGAGGGCGAGGAUGCAGGGGCUGCUGGUGAUGGGCUUCGCGUGUGCCACCACGAGCAAGACUUUGUCCCUGGGAAGACCAUCGUGGAGAACAUUCUGCGGUGUGUGGAGAUGAGCCGUCGCUGCAUAUUCGUCCUCUCCUCGGACUUCGUGCGCAGUGAAUGGUGCCACUACGAGCUGUGCUUCGCCAACCACCAGCGAGUGGCCAAGGGCUUUGACUGUGUCAUCCUGGUUCUUUUGGAGCCCCUGCCUCAGUACAUGAUCCCGUCCAAGUACUACCAGCUGAAGGACAUGAUGUCCAGACGCACCUACUUGGAAUGGCCCCCUGAGAGGACCAAGCAGGUGUUGUUCUGGGCCAACCUGCGGGCAGCUCUGUAUGCUGAUCUGCCCACGGAGGGCACCCAGAGGGAUGGGCAAGAGGGCACAGAGUAAAA